GUGACUAGCAAAUUGUCUAUGAAAUAUGGAUUCGAGUAAUCACAAUGAGGGUGCGGACGGGGUUCCCCGGAAAGCCGAUCACCUUUGUGUCUUGAUCCAUGGGUAAGGACAUCGGAUCGAGUCGACCACCACAUCUGCUAACAGAUACUAUGACAGAUUCUGGGGUAACCCCUCUCAUAUGGACCACCUCGCAGCGUCACUGCGACAGCGAUACAGUGAGGACCGCCUCCACGUUCUAGUCACAGAGCGCAACAUUGGAAAUCUCACGUACGAUGGGACCGAAGUCGGCGGCGAGCGAGUGGCCCACGAGAUUGAAGAAACGCUGAAUGCAUUAGCCGACAAAGGAUGUCCUAUCCGUAAAUUGAGUAUCGUCGGGUACUCGUUCGGAGGCCUGCUGGCUAGAUAUGCAAUAGGAUUACUCGACGCACGAGGGUGGUUCGACAAGCUCGAGCCAGUCAAUUUUACAACCUUCGCGUCGCCGCAUGUUGGCGUGCGGAUCCCCCGAAAGGGCGUCUGGGGCUAUAUCUGGAAUAACGUAGGGCCCCGCCAGGGGUCUAUAUCCGCGCAGCAGCUGUUCUUGGUUGAUUCUUUUGGGGACUCGGGGCGACCGCUGCUUAGCAUUUUGGCGGAUCCGGAUAGUAUCUUCGUGCGGGCUCUGGCGAAGUUCAAGAAUCGCAGCCUUUAUGGGAAUGUUGUCAAUGAUCGCACUACCAUCUUCUAUACUACCAUGCUUUCGAUGGUGGAUCCCUUUCGUGAUCUGGGCGACGCGCAGGUUAACUAUGCCAAGGGGUAUGAGCCUGUUGUGAUCGACCCAGAUAUGUACUUUCUGCCUUCGGCGGAGCUGAAAGAGACUUUGCCAUUGGGAUCGCGUGUAUGGGGGCAAAUAACGAGAAUUUUCACCACGGCCUUGUUCUGGGCCUUUGUUGUUCUUUUCUUAUCCAUCAUCCUCCCUCUUUUCUUCCUGCACUCGAUCUCCCAGUGGUCCCACAGUCGAGAACGAGUCCGGCUACACGAGGAAGGAGAGAGCGCAACGCUCUUCAGACAAUACCGGUUGCCUCACGUCAUGGUAAAGGAAAUGCAAAGCGCCAUAGAAGAAGCCUACGAGGACAUCGGGUUCAGCCAGGACCCCGAAUACCUCUCCACCACAAGCAAAAGCAGUCCAGCAGAUUCAAUCAGGCGACGAAACUCCCCCAGCCUGAAAGCUAAAGAAGCUGCAGAGCACAAACCCAGCUCCUCAAUCACCAUCCAGGAAGCUUCCCCUCAAACACCAAAGCAUGACCAACCAAACAGCGCCCGCGAAGCAACAACAGAUGAUGCCAUCAGCAAGAAGAGCCGAGCAUAUCCCACCCUCGCCCUGACGCCAGCCCAGAUCGCCAUAAUCGAGUCGCUCAACGCCGUGGGAUUCCGCAAAUACCCGGUCUACAUCCAUAACCACCGACAUAGCCAUGCAGCGAUCAUCGUGCGGGCAGCUAAGCCGGGCUUUGAUGAAGGCAAAAUAAUCACCAAGCAUUGGCUCGAUACUGAAUUUCAGAUCUAAACGGGGACCCAUCGAAAAUGCGGGGUGCGGAAAUAGUCGCAUAACUGCACCCCAUCGAGUCCUCGUAUAGGAAACAUCGACUGAGUACACGGUUACUAAUAAGCGUUCUGAAUGGAUCGGCCCCCCCGCGCGCCCACGACGACGCCGGUGCGUGUCCGCUUCUCGGCAUGAGGGGUCAAUGGUUCAUCCCCGACAAUAUUAACCUGCUUUAUACGUUACUAGUAGAGCAUAUCCAUGGUUCUCUAUAUCCAAGCAAAAGGCGC
Messenger RNA from Aspergillus caelatus, 1800 nucleotides. Its product is annotated as lipase ROG1 family protein. Bases 179 to 1537 code for a protein of 452 amino acids. The transcript has a single exon. Gene Ontology annotation, molecular function: monoacylglycerol lipase activity. NCBI's taxonomy places the organism in Eukaryota, Fungi, Ascomycota, Eurotiomycetes, Eurotiales, Aspergillaceae. The record is from RefSeq and is a predicted model, not a curated record.